Molecule: messenger RNA, 1284 nt
Organism: Yamadazyma tenuis ATCC 10573
Lineage: Eukaryota; Fungi; Ascomycota; Pichiomycetes; Serinales; Debaryomycetaceae
Gene: MSW1
Product: tryptophan--tRNA ligase
Biological process (GO): mitochondrial tryptophanyl-tRNA aminoacylation
Cellular component (GO): mitochondrial matrix; mitochondrion
Molecular function (GO): tryptophan-tRNA ligase activity; ATP binding
Source: RefSeq, a predicted model, not a curated record
AUGUUUACAACUGCUACAGUUACAGAAACCAAGAAGUUUCCGUCCGGGUCGACUGUUUUUUCCCUUAUUCAGCCAACUGGAAAAAUACACUUGGGAAACUACCUAGGCGCUGUUUCGAAUUGGAAAGAUAUAUCUCAGGCCGAUGAGGACCCCAGCACUCGGUACAUCUUUGGCACGGCAGACUUGCAUGCGUUAACGUCGGUUAAAGACCAACAGGUGUUGAAAAAUGCUAGACACGAAGCUAUUGCCAGUCUUUUGGCAACAGGUAUAAGUCCAGAAAGAUGUAUCAUUUAUCACCAGUCGAGUGUCCCCGAGCAUGCCCAGCUUUCGUGGGUGCUCACUUGUCUCACGAGUAUGGGAGCAUUGAACCGGAUGACUCAAUGGAAGCUGAAGUCCAAGGUUGAUGAGAUGAGCUCUAUUAGCGAUUUGGAAACCAUGGGGAAGACCAAGGCAGGAGUAUUCACGUACCCCAUAUUGCAGUCGGCCGACGUGCUCAUCUACAAAUCCACCCAUGUGCCGGUGGGCGAGGACCAAGCCCAACAUUUAGAGUUGACCAGAACCAUCGCUCAGGCCUUCAACAGCACCUACAAAACGGAUUUUUUCCCUAUUCCCAAGUCUGUUUUGACACCCACCAAGAAGAUUCUCUCUUUAAAGAACCCCAGCAAGAAAAUGUCAAAGUCUGAUGCCGACCAGAACUCUUGUAUAUAUAUUACUGAGACACCAGAUUCCAUUGCAAAAAAAAUCCGCAAAGCAGCCACCGAUUCCAUCCAAGGAAAGGUGUAUUUUGAUCCUGAAAAUAGGCCCGGGGUGUCGAACUUGAUCAACAUAGUGUCAGGGUUGUCCAGAAAGUCGAUUGACGAAACUGUCAAAGAUCUUGAUUGGGUCAAGGACCACAAGCAAUUGAAGGAUCACGUGACAGAGAUGAUUGUGGAGGAGUUCAAACCCAAACGGCAUAUUUUUGAUGACCUCAUGUCGGAUGUGGCGUACCUUGAACAGGUAACGAACAAGGGCCGGGAAAAGGCCAAAGCUAUUGCUGGGCCCAAUAUGAAAGAAAUUGAACGGCUUAUUGGACUCGAUUAAAACAUGGAUUUCAGCCUCCGGCAGACAAUCCAAAUACAUGUACAUACAUACAAGCACAAGGUAAACUUCGAUUCGACCUCGUUGACGUUUCGGUGCCUCCCCCUAAACAGGUAAAAAUCAUUCCUAAAGCUCCUGUAGAAUUACUGCAAAAAAUCCAUCGCGACGCGAUGAUUAAAUUGAAACGCCAAAUGUACGAGUCUCUAU